Molecule: messenger RNA, 684 nt
Organism: Miscanthus lutarioriparius
Lineage: Eukaryota; Viridiplantae; Streptophyta; Magnoliopsida; Poales; Poaceae
Source: the annotation of a GenBank genome assembly
AUGGACGCCGGCGGCGCGCGUCCAUCGGCACCGUCGGCCGCCGCUGCCGCUGCCGCAGCCGCGGGGGCCUCCGCCGCGGACGAGCCCCGGGACGCGCUGGUGGUGCGGGAGCUCCUGCGCUCGAUGGGUCUCGGCGAGGGCGAGUACGAGCCCCGCGUCGUGCACCAGUUCCUGGACCUGGCCUACCGAUACGUCGGAGACGUGCUCGGGGACGCCCAGGUCUACGCCGACCACGCCGGGAAGGCCCAGAUCGACGCCGACGACGUCCGCCUCGCCAUCCAGGCCAAGGUCAAUUUCUCCUUCUCCCAGCCGCCGCCGCGCGAGGUUCUCCUUGAGCUGGCCCGGAGCCGGAACAGAAUACCUCUGCCCAAAUCAAUUGCUCCUCCUGGCUCAAUUCCCCUCCCGCCUGAGCAGGAUACACUGUUGGCCCAGAACUACCAACUCCUACCUCCGUUGAAGCCACCACCUCAAUUUGAGGAAACAGAGGAUGAGAAUGAAGAAUCCAACCCAAGUCUGACGCCAAACCCAGCAAAUUCUAAUCCAACCUUCUCGCAGGAUCAGAGAAAUAACGAGCAACAGCACACUCCCCAGCAUGGUCAGAGGGUUUCAUUCCAACUCAAUGCUGUGGCAGCUGCUGCUGCAAAGCGUCCUCGGAUGACCAUUGAUCAGCUGAACAUGGGCUAA